Molecule: messenger RNA, 2330 nt
Organism: Coregonus clupeaformis (lake whitefish)
Lineage: Eukaryota; Metazoa; Chordata; Actinopteri; Salmoniformes; Salmonidae
Product: heparan sulfate glucosamine 3-O-sulfotransferase 2-like
Exons: 2
Coding region: 561-1715 (384 amino acids)
Molecular function (GO): [heparan sulfate]-glucosamine 3-sulfotransferase activity
Source: RefSeq, a predicted model, not a curated record
GAGAAAGCAGCCAAACAUGAGCUGAAAAUCGCAGAUCCCGUGAAGGCGAGGCUGAGGCUUCGCACUGAUUAGAGUCAAUGGCAGAUUACACCGUGCCUUUUGGAAGAGAUGCAGAUUUUAGGAUUUCGGCAGGUUUCCAAAGUCACUCAUCAUUAUCCAACGGACGGCAUAUUUUACGCAGACCAACGGAUUGAGGAAAACGAUUCAUGGGAUUGAGGAUAACGACUCCGUGGGGGUUUAAGUGUUUCGACAAAAGAUUAUGCAAUUCGUUAAUAUUCCAGAUGUAAUCAUCCUACCACUCAAACUAUUUGAACUAAUUUAGGCCGGAUCAUUCUACUUUUUCAAAGAAAAUGGCUGAAAUCUAUUUAUUCCAAAGUUAUCCAACAGUUGUUUAGUUAGAAACGAUGCGAAUUGUGCACAGGUAAUUUCUUGGAGGAACAUUUACCUGGUUUUCUGUCGUAUUGGGAUGUUGGCAGAGGCAGAGUCGGGUUCCACAGGGAGACACCGCAAUCCAGGAGCAGCAUAGAAGAAAAACAUGCAGUCCAUUGACCCAUGGAGACAUGGCAUAUAGGUUUAUCUCAAGCCGAAUCGUGCCAUCUUCAAAUAGGUUGAGCAAACGAUUUAUUUUUAUAUUCACCAUUUCAUUGUCCUUCACAUAUUUAUGCUACAGCAUAAUUUUUUGUUGUGGUACAAUCAUGCCAACCCAGAGUAAUGAGGAAAAAAGGUGCCUCCAUCACAAGAAUGUAGGCAGCAAAAAACUUCUGCAAAAAGAUUGCACCGCGGACAGGAGGACUGCUCUGGAUGAGACUUUAAACGUGGCUCUCACUCACCAAGGAUCAAGUCAUGAUCGCAACCAAAAUAGAAAUUCUGCCUUGCCCAUCACUCACAAACAGAGUAUUGCCUCAUCCGAAUAUAAUAUUACUGUCGCACAGAAAUAUGGAAACAAAAAGUUACCUAACGCACUAAUCGUCGGGGUGAAGAAGGGGGGCACCAGGGCGGUGCUGGAGUUCAUUCGAAUUCAUCCAGAUGUGCGCGCGCUUGGAACAGAGCCCCACUUUUUCGAUAGAAACUAUGACAGAGGAUUGGACUGGUACAGAGGACUAAUGCCACGGACUCUAGACAGCCAAAUCACCUUGGAGAAAACCCCUAGCUACUUUGUGACACGAGAGGCUCCCAGACGUAUCGCCAGUAUGUCCCCCAACACCAAGCUGAUUGUGGUGGUGCGUAACCCAGUCACCAGGGCCAUCUCAGACUACACACAGACUCUGUCCAAGAAGCCAGACAUCCCCACCUUCGAGGAGCUGGCCUUCCAGAACCGGAGCCAAGGUCUGGUAGACACCUCAUGGAACGCUAUCCGUAUAGGGAUGUACAUCCUCCACCUAGAAUACUGGCUGCAGUACUUUCGCCUCUCCCAGAUCCACUUUGUGAGUGGCGAGCGGCUGAUCACGGACCCGGCGGGGGAGCUGGGCCGCGUCCAGGACUUCUUGGGUCUCAAACGCAUCAUCACAGACAAGCACUUCUACUUCAACCGAACCAAAGGCUUCCCUUGCCUGAAGAAGCCAGAGAGCAGCAGCCAGCCACGCUGCCUGGGCAAGUCAAAGGGUAGAACUCAUGUGCAGAUAGACCGGGAAGUCAUCGAGCAGCUCCGGGACUUUUAUAGGCCUUUUAAUAUCAAAUUCUAUGAGAUGGUGGGACAAGACUUUAGGUGGGAUUGAGAAUCUGAUUUUUUUUAAAGAGCAGGUGAUAUAUGCUUAUUGAAAUGGAUACCUCAGUGGAGUCAUUCGAUUGAGGACACCUUAAAGUAAAUCCAAUUGCUCUUCAUGUUUGAAAAUACAGUGCGAGUUUAACAAGGCGUGUGUAAUCUGCAUCUACCUUCAAAACCUUUGAUAUAACUUCCUAGUUCCUACUUUAACAUCAUGCCGGUUUUGUUAACCAAAUAAAAUAGAAAUAUAUGCUGCCAUGCCAUUUAAUCUCACAAUUAGUAUUUGUCAUACACUAAAUUGUGUUUCUUCACAAAGUCCUAUUUCUUUUACAACAAUGUACCAUGUCAAUUGUUCCAACUCAAUGGACAACAAUAAAGAGUAUAUAGUGACAGCUGAGAUUUGUUGUAACAUGUCUAUACUAUGCUACGGUAUGAUCACAGCCCUGACAAAGCUAUAGUAUGUGAACUUGGCAUAAAAUGUGUAUCAUAAAGGCAUUCUUGCAAAUUAAGACAAUAAUGAAUGUAAAAACUGUUAAUGGAAUGUCCUCAUGCAUAUUAUCGUAUCAAAUCAUGGGCAUUAUGAUGAUAAUUGGAAGCAUCUGUCUUUUCAGCAUCACACAGAGAAGAG